AUGCCGAGCGAGCAAGAUAAUCGGAAAAUCCUUACCGCCUGUCGCGAUGGAGACCGGCAGGCAUUGGAGAGCCUGCUCCGGGAAUUCGACAUCGGCCCCGACCACUGCCAGAUGUGGAUGAACCGGUCCAUCCCGGAAGAGCAGCAAACUCCUACAGUCCGCGAAAUGCUCGCAGCUGCUAUCCAAGGCCAGCACAUAGACAUGGUCAAGUUUCUGUUCUCGAAGUUCCACAACACCAGCUUGGGCACUCUGCUGGGCUCUGCCAUCAAGACGGGCAACGUCCAGUUUGUUGAGAGCCUGUGCAGCAUUGAUCCCGAUUCAGCCGACGCGGAGGAUGAUUAUAGCACUAUUCUUGUCGACGCCGUGACCUCUGGGGAUGAGAAGAUGGUCGGUAUCUUGCUCAAGGCGGGCGCGGACCCCAACAGGCCGGCAUGCCGGGCACUACCGUGGAAUGUGGCAUACUAUGCCGUGACCGGGGGGAAGCCAGCAUCGAUGUUUGAGGUGCUCUUCGAUCAUGGGUAUUUCAUCGAUCACUGGACCCUGCGUGAGGCUGUGGAGCGCGAGCGCCUGGAGAUAGUCGAGGUGCUUCUCAGGAGAGGGGAGGCCCUUCACUUACAGCAGGCAACCCCUGUGAAGGAGCUGCUAAGCCUGGCUGAGGAGAAUAAAGACUGGGAGAUGGUUGACCUGAUCCAACGUAUGCACCCAGACGGGCAAAAGAGACCGGGGAAGGGUCUUGUGAACAGGAUUUCCAAGCUCCUUCACUUGAAAUGA
Messenger RNA from Clonostachys solani, 771 nucleotides. NCBI's taxonomy places the organism in Eukaryota, Fungi, Ascomycota, Sordariomycetes, Hypocreales, Bionectriaceae. The record is from the annotation of a GenBank genome assembly.